AUGGCAAUGCCCGAAGCCAUCUCACCAGACAACUGGGAGCCGCCCUUCGAAACCCCUUCCUUACCAAUGCCUGUGGACGGACGCUUUUAUUCUGAAAACAUGACGGGACCAGAGGGGGGCUCAGCCGAAGCGUACUGUCAGAUGCUGCUGCAGUCAGAGGUGCCGCCCGACCAAAUGCCCUGGUUUUGUCUGUGCACAGACUGCAAGAGUAACACCGGCGCUAAGGGAGACCAUGGAGACCGGGGACUGCCAGGCAUGCCAGGUAGUCCCGGAAGACGCGGGGUGACUGGCUUCCGAGGUCCUCCGGGUUUUGUUGGCAGACCAGGAAUAAAAGGACAGAAAGGAGACGGUGGCGACAAGGGAAGUCAGGGGCCUCAGGGAUUUGUGGGACCCAAAGGAAACAGAGGGUUUAAAGGUGAGAAAGGGGAGAGUGGUUUGGAGGGUCUCCCAGGUGAGCCAGGUCCUAAAGGAGAUGAUGGUGUCUGUCCCGAGGCCUGUGAUGCCGUCCAGGAGCUUGAAGGACGGCCUGGUCUGCCAGGGCCCGCAGGACCUAGAGGUCUGCCUGGCCCGCCGGGGGAGCCAGGAUCCAAAGGGCUGAAGGGUGGCAUGGGUGAUAUUGGUCAUUAUGGUGCCCCUGGGUCUGACGGGGUCAAAGGAGAACCCGGCCUCCAAGGAGAGUGCAAUUGUACAGAUGGACUAGAUGGUGCCCCAGGGCAGAAAGGAUCCAAGGGGGAUCAGGGGGACCAAGGUCAGAUGGGGCCUCCAGUGGAGAAAGGUUUACAGGGCUAUAAGGGGGACACGGGAGAUAUGGGUUACAUGGGUCCUUACGGUCCAUGUAUGCCCAGCAUCCAGUCUGCUUUUUCUGCCCAGCUUAUGACCAGUUACCCCUUGCCUGACGCUCCGGUGGUUUUUGGCUUUGUCGUCUCCAAUGUCCAGGGAAGUUAUGACCCCACCUCCGGGUUCUACACCGCCCCCAUCAAUGGGACCUAUGUCUUCAACUACCACCUGACAGUCCACGAGAAGGUCCUCAAAGUUGGCCUCUUCCAUAAUUUUGAGCCAAUUGUCAAGACAACAGAGCCAAAUGUGUUUGGGACCACUUCCCACUCAGUCGUCCUCCACCUGGCCCGGGGAGACAAGGUCUGGAUCCAGGUCAAGGACAACCUGAGCAACGGCAUGUAUGCUGGAGGCGAGGCCGCCAGCACCUUUUCUGGCUUCCUGCUCCAUCCUGACUCGUGCGACAUGUCUUUCCUGAGAAGUCCUUUACCGGAGCCGACUGUACCGGAGACCGGGUUCAGUUGGGGCGACGCAUUGAGAUCCAACAUGACUGAUUCGAGCACACCAACAACCACUACCGGAUCCAGUUAG
Molecule: messenger RNA, 1365 nt
Organism: Nerophis lumbriciformis (worm pipefish)
Lineage: Eukaryota; Metazoa; Chordata; Actinopteri; Syngnathiformes; Syngnathidae
Molecular function (GO): protein binding
Source: RefSeq, a predicted model, not a curated record